This is a messenger RNA of Trametes versicolor FP-101664 SS1, 493 nucleotides long. RefSeq lists its product as uncharacterized. The coding region runs from base 122 to 373 and encodes 83 amino acids. The record is from RefSeq and is a predicted model, not a curated record. NCBI's taxonomy places the organism in Eukaryota, Fungi, Basidiomycota, Agaricomycetes, Polyporales, Polyporaceae. The transcript is spliced from 3 exons.
GGUAUAAAACUGGAUCCAAGGGUCGCAUUUUCCCCAGGCCUCAGCAUCAGCAUACUCGUUGCAGUCGAGCCCUGACAAACCGACCCCCCCGAAUUCAAACAUCAAACCUCGAACACCAACCAUGGGAGUCGGCAGCAUCAUCGUCGUUAACAACACGAACGAGCCGUGCCACGUCUUCGUGUCCAAGUACUCGCGCUCGUCCGCGUCCGACGACUGGUUCACGCUGCAGCCCCACACGCGCGAUUCCUGGGAGCGCGCGGGCUGGGAGCUCGUCGCGUUCAAGAACGGGAACGAUACCGACCGCGCGGGCCUCUACGUCCCCACGAACACCACCGUCACGUAUAACGGGCUUCACAGCCUCGGCAGGUCCUGAAAGCGCAACCGCGAUGCCGAGGGUGACAAGGUAGUACUACUAGUACUGCUCGAAAUGUACACGCGGCCGAAGUGCAAUGUCCAAGUAUCUUAAGUUGUUGUAGAACGUCUGUAACUUGAA